CACCCGGCCUCCUGUUUCUCUUUCCAACCAUCAGGCAACACUGAGGGCCCCACAGUCUCCAGAGGCCGCCUACCAACCUUCCUUGGGACUUCUGUCUGGGCCUCAUCACAAAACUGGACGGGAGACCCCACGAUUGAUGAGUUUGCCCUGGGAGUCAGUGCGAAGGUGAAACCAAAGGCGAACAUGGGUCAGAAGGUCACCGGAGGGAUCAAGACUGUGGACAUGAGGGACCCCACGUACCGGCCCCUGAAGCAGGAGCUCCAGAGCCUGGACUACUGCAAGCCCACCCGCCUGGACCUGCUGCUAGACAUGCCCCCCGUGUCCUACGACGUCCAGCUGCUCCACUCGUGGAACAACAAUGACCGAUCGCUCAACGUCUUUGUGAAGGAAGACGACAAGCUGAUCUUUCACCGGCAUCCGGUGGCCCAGAGCACAGACGCCAUCAGGGGCAAAGUCGGGUACACGCGCGGGCUGCACGUAUGGCAGAUCACGUGGGCCAUGAGGCAGCGGGGCACACAUGCUGUGGUGGGGGUGGCGACAGCAGACGCCCCCCUGCACUCCGUCGGGUACACAACCCUCGUGGGGAAUAACCACGAGUCUUGGGGCUGGGACUUGGGGCGCAACCGGCUCUACCACGAUGGCAAAAACCAACCGAGCAAAACAUACCCGGCCUUUUUGGAGCCGGAUGAGACAUUUAUUGUCCCUGACUCGUUCCUCGUGGCCCUGGACAUGGAUGAUGGGACUCUGAGCUUCAUUGUGGAUGGACAGUACAUGGGAGUGGCUUUUCGAGGACUCAAGGGCAAAAAACUGUAUCCCGUAGUGAGCGCCGUCUGGGGCCACUGUGAGAUCCGCAUGCGCUACUUGAAUGGACUCGACCCCGAGCCCCUGCCGCUCAUGGAUCUCUGCCGCCGCUCGGUGCGCCUGGCCCUGGGGAAGGAGCGUCUGGGUGACAUCCACACACUACCACUGCCGGCCUCCCUCAAGGCCUACCUCCUCUACCAGUGACGCUGCCCCCCGGCCUCGCCAGCACGCCGGCCACCUGGUGCCGCCUCACCGGCCUGCCGCCGCGCCCUGCGCCUCGGACCGGGAUCCGG
Molecule: messenger RNA, 1094 nt
Organism: Odobenus rosmarus divergens (Pacific walrus)
Lineage: Eukaryota; Metazoa; Chordata; Mammalia; Carnivora; Odobenidae
Gene: SPSB1
Product: splA/ryanodine receptor domain and SOCS box containing 1
Exons: 2
Coding region: 184-1005 (273 amino acids)
Biological process (GO): proteasome-mediated ubiquitin-dependent protein catabolic process
Cellular component (GO): SCF ubiquitin ligase complex
Molecular function (GO): protein binding
Source: RefSeq, a predicted model, not a curated record